Messenger RNA from Candidozyma haemuli, 942 nucleotides. RefSeq lists its product as uncharacterized. The record is from RefSeq and is a predicted model, not a curated record. The transcript has a single exon. Gene Ontology annotation, biological process: regulation of transcription by RNA polymerase II. Gene Ontology annotation, molecular function: DNA-binding transcription factor activity; RNA polymerase II cis-regulatory region sequence-specific DNA binding. NCBI's taxonomy places the organism in Eukaryota, Fungi, Ascomycota, Pichiomycetes, Serinales, Metschnikowiaceae. The coding region runs from base 1 to 942 and encodes 313 amino acids.
AUGUUUGGCGAGGACUCGCCGAGAAGCAUCCAGCUGCCUGAUAACUUUCUUGUGGGACGAAACAGUCCUGUGGUGGUUGAACAUAAUGUAAGUUACACACGGCUGGGGAACCAGGUCCCACAGAAUCAGCAUAAUCAUCAACAUAAUCAUCAACACCAUCCAAAUCACCUAGAUAACUCACGCAGACUACCGCAUUUGAACCGAUUUCGCAGCCAUUCAGAGGUGGAUGGUGUUCGAGAUGCUGAUGAUAAAGAUAGACCUCCUGGAGGUGGUUCUGGUGGUGCUGGAGGUAACGACGAAGAUGCAAGGUUUCUUCGUUUGGCCCACGAAGCGUUGGUGGCCACUACAGCUAAACUGGAUAUGCUAGUGGAUCCAACGAUAGAGGAUCUUCUUACCAGACUCCAGUACGCUUCGCUGCCGCAUGGAAACCCUAUCAAACGGUCCCAGAAUAUCACUGCCAACGAAAAUGGCCAGCUUAUGAUCCAGAAUUUUUACGAAGGGUUCCCCAACAUGAGCAACGAUAUCUUCACAGGCAACCAUAAUCAUCCGCUGAACGCCAACAACACAGGCUGGAACUUUUUGUUGGACGAGGAUAAAAGGAAAGAACAGCCGCCAGAGCUCCGCAGCCAGCGUGAAAAACCACCGCCACCGCAACCAGUGGAUUUGAAACUGGAGGCAGAGGACGAGGUGGCUCCGCUAGAUAGGAAAAAUAAGCCUCAGCGGAAGUUUCCUUGUCCCAACUGUGAUAUGCUGUUUCGUCGUAGCAGUGACUUGAAGCGUCAUGGCAAACAGCACUUGGAGAUCCCUGCUAAUAUUUGUCCUUCUUGUGGUAAAGGAUUUGCCAGGAAGGACGCUUUGAAGAGGCACAAGGGCACGCUUACUUGUAAAAGAAACGAACAGAAGGGCUUAUAUGAGCGGAACCUUCAAUACCUACGAGAGUAG